Messenger RNA from Lathyrus sativus (Indian pea), 1551 nucleotides. The record is from the annotation of a GenBank genome assembly. Lineage: Eukaryota; Viridiplantae; Streptophyta; Magnoliopsida; Fabales; Fabaceae.
AUGGAGUUGAUUCUGCAAUAUGUUGAACCUUCAACUCUUAUUUUUCUUCUCAUCACUCUCUCAACUCUUGUUAUCUUUUCACUCACUUUUCGUAAGAAAAAACUCCCAUACCCACCAGGCCCAAAAGGUUUACCCAUCAUAGGGAACAUGUUGAUAAUGGAUCAACUAACUCACCAUGGCAUGGCCAAGCUGGCCGAAAAGUACGGUGGAUUCUGCCACCUCCGAAUGGGUGUGAUCCACAUUGUUGCCGUUUCGACUCCCGAAAUGGCCCGCGAAGUCCUUCAAGUCCAAGACGGGGUUUUCGCGAACCGGCCGGCCAAUAUUGCAAUCACUUACCUAACAUAUGACCAGGCCGACAUGGCAUUCGCUAACUAUGGUCCGUUUUGGAGGCAAAUGCGUAAGAUCUGUGUCAUGAAACUCUUCAGCCGUAAACGGGCUGAAUCAUGGGCUUCCGUAAGAGAGGAAGUUGAGACAACGGUUAAGGCCGUUGCUUCAAAAAUAGGUUCGCCUGUUAAUUUAGGCGAACUGAUUUUCUCUCUUACGAGAAGCAUCACCUUUAAAGCUGCGUUUGGGUCGAAUCUCAACAAAGGGCAAGAUGAAUUCAUGGGAAUUUUGCAAGAGUUUUCUAAGCUUUUCGGAGCUUUUGACAUCGCUGAAUUUCUUCCGUGGUUGCGGUGGUUUAAUGGACAGGAUUUCAACAAAAGAUUGGCUAGUGCAAGAAAAGCACUUGAUGUGUUUAUUGAUGAGAUUAUUGAUGAUCAUGUGACAAAGAGGAAGAAUAGCAUGGAGAAUAAAGAUAGUGAGAAUGAAGGUGAUCAAGAUAUGGUUGAUGAAUUAAUGGCGUUUCUUGAUGAAAGCGAUGUUAAUGCUGCAGAAACUUCACAAUCCACGCUUAAGCUUACUAGAGAUAAUAUCAAAGCUCUUAUCAUGGACGUGAUGUUUGGUGGAACUGAGACAGUAGCAUCAGUGAUAGAAUGGGCAAUGGCAGAGCUCAUGAAAAGCCCAAAAGAUCUUGAAAGGAUUCAACAAGACCUUGCCAAUGUCGUAGGAUUGGAUCGAAGAUUCAACGAAACCGAUCUAGAAAACAUACCUUUUCUCAAAUGCAUUAUCAAAGAAACCCUUCGACUCCACCCUCCGAUUCCCCUACUUCUCCACGAGACAGUACAAGACACAACCGUCUCAGGUUACUUUAUCCCGAAAUCGACACGCGUUAUGAUAAACGCAUGGGCGAUCGGGCGCGACAAAACCGCGUGGGAUGAGCCGGAGAAAUUUAACCCGUCAAGAUUUUUGAACGAGGGUAUGCCUGAUUUCAAAGGAAACAACUUUGAGUUCAUUCCUUUUGGGUCAGGAAGAAGGUCUUGUCCAGGAAUGCAACUUGGACUGUAUGGUGUGGACAUAGCCGUGGCUAAUUUGCUUCAUUGUUUCAAUUGGGAGUUACCUAAUGGUAUGAAACCAAGUGAGCUUGAUAUGAAUGAUGUGUUUGGUCUCACAGCUCCUAGAGCUGUUCAGCUUGUUGCAGUACCUAGUUAUCGUCUCAAUUGUCCUCUUUGA